Aspergillus ibericus CBS 121593 is the source of this 860-nucleotide messenger RNA. RefSeq names its product cytochrome b5-like heme/steroid binding domain-containing protein. The transcript has a single exon. Gene Ontology annotation, molecular function: heme binding. The record is from RefSeq and is a predicted model, not a curated record. The coding region runs from base 20 to 790 and encodes 256 amino acids. NCBI's taxonomy places the organism in Eukaryota, Fungi, Ascomycota, Eurotiomycetes, Eurotiales, Aspergillaceae. Gene Ontology annotation, cellular component: intracellular membrane-bounded organelle; membrane.
UGGGGGCAGAAUGGUGAUGAUGUCCGAGUUGGUGCGACAUAAUUCGGAGGAGAUGGGGUAUUGGUUGGCCGCGCAGGGAGGGGUCUAUGAUGGCACCGGAUUCAUGCGGAAGCACCCGGGGGGCGAUACGGUCAUGGCGUUGUGCAGUGGGCAGGAUGUCACGGAGAGUUUGAGGGCCGUGGGCCAUUUGACGCAUCCGUCGACCCGGAAGCAGUUGGAGAUGUAUCGCAUUGGGACGUUGGGGAGUCCGCCAUGGGCGUCGUCGCAGGUCAAGGAGGUGUAUCUGGCGGCGGUGGAUCUAGGACAGAAGGCGGCGGAGAUGGAGAAUGUGUAUCGGCGGAAUUACCAGGUGUUGGAUGGGAAACUGACUGGGUUGGAUGAGCCGGGGGUGCUGACGGCGAAGAAGGCCCGGCAUUUGCUGGAUGCGAAGAAUCGGUUGCAGGAUGAACAUGUACCGGGGAUGGCGGUGUUGCUGGAUGUGCUGCUGGAGAGGCUGGGAAAGUUGGGGACGGUGGAUGUGCGUGCUGCUCGGGCGGAUGUCGCUGGGCUGGUGGCGCCAGAGCGGACACUGGGGACGGCGACGCGGUAUGAUUCCUAUGAAGAGGCGGUGCAGACGGUGGAGACAGACUUGGGUCGGUUGACCGAAGUGAAAGAGGGGUUGGCGAGAGUGCUGGAAACGGUGGAAGAGGAAUCUUGUUCGGGCCCCAGUCAGCUGCAAUCCAUCGCGGACACGCUGAGGACGGUGGCCAGGCAAUUAGUGGUGCUGGCGGGGAAGUCAGUGAUGAUCUGAAUUGGUCUCGAGUUAUUUCUCUUGUGGCUGGUGUAGCAGGAUGAAGCUUAGCUGGAUGUAUAUUCCUGAU